Molecule: messenger RNA, 1341 nt
Organism: Serpula lacrymans var. lacrymans S7.9
Lineage: Eukaryota; Fungi; Basidiomycota; Agaricomycetes; Boletales; Serpulaceae
Exons: 3
Coding region: 107-1108 (333 amino acids)
Source: RefSeq, a predicted model, not a curated record
GCGCUCCUUUCUUCUAGUGUCCCUUCCUUGCUUUCUCCUGGGAAUCAGAACCCACAUGUCUUUGGCUCUUUUCCCUCAAACUCAGUGAAAGCGAACGUUAUCGACCAUGACCGACCACUACAUACCACCACCACCAGCAUACGAGCACUCUCAGCAGGACAAGAAGGUUUCUGAGAUUUCUGACACAUUUCAGUCUACUCUCGUCAUAUCAGGCACUCCCGUUCGCACUGUAACGAAAACUGACCAUGAUUGGGAUGGGUGUGAAGACGGACUCGAGGACCCAUCUCAGUUGCCAGUGAAGUGGGAUGCGACGGUGCAACCUCUGAGAGUGCAGAAGAAGUCUCAGCCUGCGUGGCUGGGAGAAACGAAAGUCCGUGGGGGUCGCACUCCUCGACCACUUCCUCCCAAUCCAGCCAUCCAAGUUGAACCUCCCAGUCGACACGCCGAUGUCGACCAUAAUGGCAGUCCCUGGUCAACGCACCAGUCUUAUGACGAGCAGCAUCAUGCAACUCAUGGUCGAGGGCCAUCACCCUUUCCUCCCACCAAUACAUAUGACUCUUAUGAACAAGUUGCAGGACAGCAUUUCGCAGAUCGUUCCUUGCCACCUUCCCCUUUAUCAUCAUUCCACUCCAGUACCACUCCUGGCCACCGCCAUCGACAAUCCCUAGGCGGCUAUUCUCCCGCAGCAUAUCCCACUGCCCCAUACUCCCAAACAGACUCUUCUCAUUCACGUGAUCAGACAUACCUCAAAUUUGAUCCCUACGUUGCAUACUCCAACUCUCCGAACGAAGUCGAAGAUCACAGAGCGCCAAACUAUAUCACUCCUGCUGCACUGUACAGUUCUGCUAUCUCUUCUCAUAUGCAUCCAUCUACAAUACCUGCAGGUCAUCGUUACCAAAGACGACAACACAUGCAUACAAGUUCAGCGUCUGCUAUACCCGAAAAUUUGAUGCAUCAGGGCACGGCUACUCCUCUAUCACACUCCACAUCCUACUCUCAGGCAUAUCCCUCUUAUGCACCCCCUCUUAUGCCUUCUCAUUCCUAUGAAUCUCAUAUAACGAGAUCGCCCAGUCCAAGAACUGGAUAUCCUCAAAUGAGACGGGCUUAAUUCUAAAAUGAAAAGAAUGCCAAUUUACGAGAAGCCUUCCAUUUGUUUCAAUACUAUCACAAGUGCUGUAAGAGUUCUAACAUGACCAUCUAUGUUUUUCUUGGGUUAUCGUUACUGGUACGCCAUGGUCCCGCAUGUAGCCUACGUAGUUUAAUAUACACUGUAACGUUCCAUUUCUACUUAUCAUAAUUCAGUACCCAGUUAUCGUACUUGUAUACACAUUUUACUUUGUA